AUGUCAGACUCUGAUGACUCGGAUUUGACCAUGGAUCUGGAGCAGGUUGGCAAAAUAUCGCUUCCGACUCUGGAAUCGCUAAAGAGCCUGCCGAUGUCGGCGGAGCUGUUGCGGGAUGCAGCGAGGCGAAAUUUUGCUAGUGGCUCGCUCGCUAUAGAUAAUUACUUCAGCUCUCGAAGAGAGCUUGUUCAGGCAUUCAUUGAUGACUUGAUUUCAGGGUUUUCGCUCCAGAGCGCUUUUGAUCGAAUCCAGCCUGUUACGACAAAGCUGUCCCAGGUGGUGAACGAAGCCGUUCAUUUGCCAAUUGAAGGAGAAGACGAUGAAAAGUACCACGAACCCGGUGGAGUUCGUCCAGUUGUAAUCCAUGAAGCUGGGCCCAUUAUAGAGUCGUUGGUGAUACCCGAUGAACAACCGUUGCUAGACAGAUACGCGAAGCUCACUCUUUUGGAGCCAGGCGACUUUGCCGAUCAGAAGGUCAUGCGGCAGAAAAUCAAGGAUAUUCUCGGACUGGCGGAGCUUUCGGGGGCUCAAAAGAGUGUUUUGAUACAGAAACUAAUGACACAGAGCUACUACCAGAAGAAGAAGCUGGAGGGCCAGCCCAUCGAGGCUGAGAUCGAGGAUGUGGCCGGUGACUCGGGCGAUUCAGAUACGUCGUCGUUGUUCAGUUCUGAAGAUGAGGCAUUUAAUGAUGAUCACCGCGUACGACUAACUAUGAUGGACAAAGCUCCUACACAAUAUGCGGACGGUAUACUUGGGUGUCAGCACUACCAGAGGAACUGCAAAGUGGAAUGUCCCAUUUGCAAAAGAUGGUUUACUUGCAGGUUUUGCCAUGAUGCUGUUGUCAAGGACCAUGCUCUCCCCAGAAAUCAAAUAAGGCAUGUUUUGUGCAUGUUCUGCUCUACGCCUCAGCGGCCUGCUCAAUACUGCAUCAACCCGGACUGUGGUAAGAUCCUAGCAGAGUACUACUGUGAUAAGUGCAAGCUAUUCGACAAUGAUCCGGUCAAAGACAUUUACCAUUGUGACGAUUGUGGAAUUUGUCGUCUUGGGCUCGGUUUAAAUCAGGACUUCUUCCAUUGCCGAAACUGUGAUGCCUGCAUUUCCAUAGAGCUGAAAGAAGGUGGUCAUCGGUGUAUCGAGAACUCAACACAUGCAGACUGUCCAAUUUGCGAGGAAUACAUGUUCAACUCUACCCGAACUGUUUGUGUGAUGUCAUGCGGACAUGCCAUUCACCAAUCGUGCUAUGAUGAGUAUACGCAGCAUUCGUACAAAUGUCCCAUCUGCUCUCGAACUAUCACCAACAUGGAAACCCAGUUUCGCGUUAUGGACAAUGAAAUCGACGAGCAACCAUUACCGCCUCCAUUUGGUAACUGGAAGUGUAUUAUCAAGUGCAUAGACUGUGGUGGAAUGUCUAUCUGCAAGUACCAUGUUCUUGGUCUUAGAUGCGAUAACUGCAAGAGCUACAACACCAUGCAGCUGAAAGUUAUCAAGCCAGAGCUUGGCGACGACGAGGACAAAGUCUUCAAGGCUACUAAUAAGGGUGAGGGUCUUGGAGUAAUUCCCAACACAUUGAACACGAAUUUUGGGUAUGACCAGGCAGAUCUUCUGGCAAGUGCGGUCAGCGUUGGAAAGACAGACGGUUCGGUGGAUCCAGAAUUCAAGAACGAGCAUGACAUGAUUGAGGAUUCAUAUGCGGAUGACUUUAUGAGAAUCGUGGAGAAUCUGGAGCGGUAUUCUACGAUUGGUGAUGCAUUUAAGGAUUGGCUUAAUACCAAUAAGGAGGUAUUUUCGUCUCUAUCGCUAUCCAACCCCAAGAAAAGUGAAAAGAAUGAGAAUGAAAAAUCUAAUACGAGCUAG
Molecule: messenger RNA, 1854 nt
Organism: Kuraishia capsulata CBS 1993
Lineage: Eukaryota; Fungi; Ascomycota; Pichiomycetes; Pichiales; Pichiaceae
Exons: 1
Coding region: 1-1854 (617 amino acids)
Biological process (GO): ubiquitin-dependent protein catabolic process; protein ubiquitination
Cellular component (GO): nucleus
Molecular function (GO): zinc ion binding; ubiquitin protein ligase activity
Source: RefSeq, a predicted model, not a curated record